This is a messenger RNA of Kockovaella imperatae, 285 nucleotides long. RefSeq lists its product as hypothetical. Bases 1 to 285 code for a protein of 94 amino acids. The transcript is spliced from 4 exons. The record is from RefSeq and is a predicted model, not a curated record. Lineage: Eukaryota; Fungi; Basidiomycota; Tremellomycetes; Tremellales; Cuniculitremaceae.
AUGCGCUGCUCUAUCCUCAUUUCUCUCAUCGCAUUGGCUGUCCAGGUGAUGGCGUAUGAACACGGGGAGAUCAGGAGUAAUGUCGCUGUUCGAUCUGAUGGGAAAGGCGGCAUCGAGCACUUUUACGAACGCGACAGGAUCGCGCAUGAAGAGCAAAAGCGACAAGCUAGCGAUUACCCUGAACCCCGCCGUCGAUCGCAGAAGAAACGCCAAGACCCUAUGCUAGAUUACUAUCCCGUCAAGUCAGACGGAAAGGGCGGAGUCAUGCCUUUUGUGAAAGCAUAA